Caenorhabditis auriculariae is the source of this 6996-nucleotide messenger RNA. The record is from the annotation of a GenBank genome assembly. Lineage: Eukaryota; Metazoa; Nematoda; Chromadorea; Rhabditida; Rhabditidae.
AUGCAUCGCACGAAACCUUCCGUGGUCAGUUGGGGUCUCUUUUCUUAUUCUGAGGGCUUUUCAAGAGGUUUUUAUGCCAGAAAACCUGUCAUAAGGCAUCGAAGUCGUACAUGCAGAGAUAAUACAGAAAAACGGCUCUUCGUCUCGAGACCUUAAAAAUUUGCUUUGAAAACCCCUAGCGAAGACUCUUGAAUAGUCUAUCCGUUGACUGCGAUACAGGCCGUUUUUUUGGAAAAGUAUGUGAGAAUAAAAAAGCUUCUAAUAAAGAAAUACAGCAAAAUAACUAAACUUCACACUUUUUAUCCUCUUCAGAGAUCAAACGAGGAAAAGCCUCGGCGUUCGAAGCCGUCAAGAGACGCAUAUUCGACCGUCGGUAGUACACAACCGUCUCUUUAUGCCAGUGAACAGGUUUUUGACUAGUUGGACUUUAAUAAGAAACGUAGGGCUUGGAAAACUAUUUCAAUUCAAUCAACAAAAAAAAAAAUACUUUUUUAAGCUGAAAAAUCGAAAAAAAGCUAUCCUGAAUAUUCUCAAGAACGGAAAAAAACCGGUUUUUCUUGCUUGAAAACCGGUAAAAUUGAGAAAAUCUAGAAAGUUUGAUAAAAAUGAAUAAGUUUGGCUGUUUCCGUUAAUAUAACUGAUCCACGGCUGGCUCGAGCCAUCGCAAAAAGGGUCCUGGCACGAUAACUGAAGAGACAACGGCUAGUUGGUGGAGAGCGAGGACAGGCCACGCCUCUUUAUGUCCCAAGCCAGCCGGUUAUAUUUCCUUUUUGGGCGCUGUCAUUUUUUAAAAUCCUAGAAAGUUCUUUUCGGGCGCUGCCAAAUUUAAGAAAAAAAAAUCGAUUGGAAAAAAAGUGCAUAAAUAUGUAAUAUGGCGUAGAGUUGUUCUAUAGUUUUCCUUGUCAAAAAAUCUACAAUAAUUUUCAAAAUUAAAAAAAAAAUCCUUUACAGGUUGUCGAAGCGCCGCCAGCUGCAGCAGCGGCUCACAACAGCACGCCUCUGUCUAAAAGAAGUGUAUUCCAAAAUCUUUCAAAAGUUGAUUAUCUCAAAAAGAAAAAGAAGAAAACAAAGAUUGAAUUUAGAGAAUGAGUGUAUUAAAGGUAACGACAAAAAAGGCGACGAAACGAAGUCUAAAGGACCAUCUUCCCAACGGCGGUCAGGUGAACUCGCCUGGAUUUUUGAAAAUUGGCAGAGAUGAAGAAAAAUUUUUAGUAACUUCUUUUUUAUUGCAAAUUCACCUGCCAAUCACGAUGACCUAUCUAGGCGUUUUUCGACGACGCCACGCCCACUUUUUCUCCUUAAAGUGUCGUGUGUCGUGUGCAUACACUGCGCCGCUUUCGCGCAGAAAAUUGCUUUCAUGUAGAGAAAUUUCGAUUCGUCUCGGCGACCUGCGCCUUUAAUAUGCCCUGUUAUUUACGCUCUUAGAGCCAAAAUAUCCACCGUUCCCACGUGACGUCACAUGGAAACGGUGGAUAUUUUGGCUCCGCCCACCGUUUUUUUGGUUUUUCAUUAUCUCCCACUAACAAAAACGCCGUGAUGUUUGAAUUUGAAGAAAAUGACGAGCAACAAGAAAUCGAUAAAGUUAAAGCAAAAGCAAUCGUUUACAAAGUCGCCGUUGAAAGUGGCGGGUUCGAUGUCAGAGAAAAAGUUUGAUUUUUGAAAAUUAUUGAAUAAUUUCUCUUCCUUUUUCAGGCAUAUGCGUAGACCAUGUGAGUUUGGACUAGUUUUUUUUCAGUUGGUUAAUUUUUGGGAGCCAAAAUAGAGAGGAUUUAUGGCGUCUCUGAGGCUUCAUAACUAGUUUAAAAAUGGAUUCACGGCAUUCUUAAUUGGGUGAGGGAAGGUGAGCGAGGCGUCAAAGUUUCUGAAUUUACAAAAAAUAGUGAGUGCGCUCUCCGGAUAAAAGAACUGUGACGUCACAGCUACCUAUCGUUGCAAAUUAAACUGAGUAUUCAACGGCAUGAAGAUAAAAUUUGGCUGCGUACUUGAGAUUUCAAAUUUCGCGCCAAAAUCUUUUUGACGUCUCCCCACCCCGUUUGGGAACGCCGUGGGAUUAUUUUCAGUCUGUUUUCGAAAAUGUCAUAGCUAUUUCUCAAAAUUUUCAAUUUUGUGCACUUUUCUCCUUAGAAAUCUAGUAUAGCUGAUUUACGGCCAUCAAAAAAGGGUCCUGACACGAUAGCAAAAGAGACAGUGCCUGGUUGGCGGAGAGGCCAGACAGGCCACGCCCCUCAACGUCCCAAGUUAGCCGUGAAUUGACUAUGAUUGUCAACAAGCCUUUUCGAAAAAAUAUAAUUUUCGACCUUUUCUUCAGUAUCAAAAGGCCCCAUCAUAGCCACGCCGCCAAAAACAAAGAACGGCAGUGGCUCCGUGAGCUCAAAAGACGCAAAUCGUGACGAAAUCAUGAAGAAAAAAGCUGAACCGGUCGAGCCUGUAGUCCUCAAAAAACCGAAGAGCAAUCGGGAUCGAGACGCGAAUAAAACGGACAAUAGCUUUCGGAAGAAAAAGAGCGGCGGUCAGCCCAAAAGGUUGCUUUUGAGAUUGAUAAUCCCAAUAUUUAUAUAAUAAAGAAGGUCAAUAAAGGUAGCUCAGUUUUCGUGAUUUAAAAACGAUUCCCCAAAUCAAAAACUUGGGCCAAGUAAAAAUCUGAAGCUGUGUCCGGCUUUGAGCUACUUCUUCUGAUUUUAUCCCUCAAUAAAAAAUCAAUAGUUCAAAUUUUAAUAUCAAAGUGCCUUAAUCCGAGUCCCUAAAGAUCUCCGGCCUGUUCAAGCUGAACCGCAGCGCAACCGCGACGCGUUGAAAAUUUCGACUUGAACUUUAUCCAGCAAAUCUUUUCAGAAAAGGCAGUCACGAGCAUUCGCAGAAAGAGAAUGAUAACAGCGCACAGAAAGGAAAAAAAGUUUGUUUCAGUUUAAUUAUUAUUUUUUUCGGAAAAAUACAACGUUAUUCUUCUGAAAAAUUUCAUACAAGGAAAGUAAAUUGAGUAAGAAUUUUCUAACUUGAUCUGCGGAAGUUUUCAGGAAAGACAGUCGCGAGCAGGAGAAUAAAGACAAGGAGAACAGUGGACAAAAGGGAAAGAACGACAAAUAGUUCGUUUUUGGCCUUUUUUUUUGUUUUUGGAUCGGUUUGAGAUGCGAAGCGGCUUUGAUGCAACAAACCGGAAAAAAGCAAAUUCAUAUUUAGUUCUUUAAAAGUUUAUAAUCGCACGUGGAAGAUGUUUCCUGACUUGAAAUGACUUGCGCGCUAUCAAGGGAGGCCAUUUUGAUGUGAAGCUUGUUUUUUUGAUCCUAUAACUUUUUCAAAGGUCUAGCUGAGAUCCUUCUUUUCGGCUUGAAAAUCUUAAAAAAGUACUGAACUUCCCUCCAAAAUUACCUCUCUACCCAUUCCACGUGCGGCCAUACAGCAUUUAAAUGUAUAUAUUUAUCGGAGUAUAUAUAUACAUUUUCUCAAUUUAGCAAAGAGAUUUGGAAUCAGCCGAUGGCCGUAGUGAGCUGCGAAAACGCCGUCAAGGAACAUUUCAGCCGUCGGAGGGCCAAAAGAGCCAAGGAAGCCCAAGAUGUUUGAUUAGUUUGAAUUCGACGGAAAUUCCUCGCUCGCUUGAGAAUCGAAAAAUACUCACAGAUUGAGUUAAAAAUAGUGUAAAAUUUACAAAAAAACUCGUUCGGAAACUUCGUGAGACGAUCAAUGAGUAAUACAUUAAUGCUUUCUGACCCCUAAUUCUUGUAGGGACCACUUGAACUAUAAGAGCUACGGAGUCAGACCCUAGAACCCUAUAGGGACCACUUUUUCGUCCCCUAUGUGGGAUGUUUACCUCCCUAGAGGGACCACUCUGGAAUUCCUAAAAGAGCGCGUUUUUUCUUACUAGGAAACUACUCGGACUCGGGUACGCAGAUCGAGUUCAAACUUCAGUGGUUUAUAGACCCAAGUCAGAAUACUCGAAAACAAGAGAGAAUAUCUGCUAAACCCAUUAGAGAACUGAGAAAAAAUUAGUAGGAAAUGUGAAAAUUAGGCCUGAAAAUUUCCAAAAUACUGCGUUUUAUCUUAUUUUAUAUUUUAAUACAAUCGUCUUGAAUGAUCCGGCUAUGAUAAACUCUAAAAAACUUUUUUUUCCAGCCAAAAGAAGAAGGAAAGCAAAUAUUUGAUAAUUUUCAAGCCUAAACUGUUCAUUUUCAAAAAGCUUUUUCUCAGUUCUCUAUGGGGUUUAGCAGAUAAUCUCUCUUGUUUCCAACUACUCUUACCCGGGUCUAUAAGCCACCAAAGUUUCAACUCGAAACGCAUACCCGAGUCCGAGUAGUUCCCUAGUUAGUUUUUUCACCCAACUUGCUCCAUGUUUUUUUUUUUGGUUUCUGAACCCCUAUAGGGAUCACUUGAGCUAUAAAGGCUGUGGAGACCCUUUUAGGGUUCUCCUGAUUUUUAGUUUUGUAGAGACCACUUUUUCGUCCCCUAUAAUGGCUGUUUCCAUCUUAAACCCUAUAGGAACCACUCAGGACUCCCUAAAUCUUUUUUCUUAAUUUUUUCACCCACUUUGCUUCAUGUUCUUUCUGGGUUCUGAACCCCUAAAGGACCACUUGAGCUUUGAGAGCUAAGGAGACCCCUAUUGGGUCCUCCUAAAUUUUACCUCUAUAGUGACCACUUGGCUGUUUUUCUCCUAACCCCUAUAGGAACCACUCUGAAAUUCUUAAGUAUACGUUCAAAAUUCUGUAAAUUCAAUACCCGAACAUCUUUUCUGAAAAAAGGAUCUUUCAAAGUCCAUACCUUUAUGUCACUAAUUUCGACUUAUUCUGUAAAAAAGAGAGUUCAAACUUUUCCUGUCUCAAGCUAGCGGUGGAUAAAGAAAUUCUAUAAAUUCCAAUCUAUCUUGAAUUUUUUAAGAAGGCCAAGAACGUCAACUUGGACGUGAUACCGGCAAGGGAGCCAGUCUUGAGAGGGGUUAUUUUCAAUUUGAAUAUAUUUUUUUAAAUGAGUAAUUUUUUUCAGAGAACUCGCCUACCCAUUUCGGAAAUCUGUGUGGUAUUUUUUUGAUUUUCGUUGUUGGAAAUUUGGAAAUUGGAAUUUUAGGAAGAAGCGACCUACGACGAGAACUUGAGGAAGAAGGUGGAAAAGUCGAAAGAAGUGAUUGACGAGAACGGGACGCCGUUCUGGUGUAAAAGCAGUGGCGACAUAGAGUCGGAGAGCGAGCUUGUCGCGGUUGGUUUUAGAACUUAGGCGAAAUCUAGGAAGGUUUAUGGAAGCUAGAAGGUCUUAAGAAAGCCUUUGGAAGUUGUUCGGAAGGAAGAUGGAAUGUGAAAAUGGAUAGGCUUCUGGAAGGCUUCCGACAGCCUUUUUUUCUGAGUAGAAAGUGUUAGGAAGCAAUGUGAAAGGCUUGAGAAAAGGGUUUCAGUACUUCUAAGAAGCUUUCCAGGAAGGCGCUGAACUCGAAGGUCGACUGACGUCGGAUCACGUCAUCCAGGCCUGCGAGGGCAUUAUCACCCUAUCUCCGCCCGUUCCGCUCCCGACUUUCGACGUCUACGCCGAUUUGGUCGAGCUGAGCGGCCAGGACGACGUCCAUUUCUCUAUUGACAUGGUCGUCAGCAACACUAUAAGGAGCAUGACCAACGGUGGGUAAAAAAGCUUUUUUAUAGUCCGUGUGCCACGACUCGAAAUUUCACGGAACGACAUCCCGCUGUUCCACUGCGUGCGUUCGCGAAGAGUCUUUCGAAUCUAGGUCACGCUUUCAUUUGAUCGUUAUUGCUCUGGGAUGAAAGUAGAGUGCCUUGAUAGAAGAAAAAGAAAAUUAAAAGCGCGACCAAGGUUCGCAAGGCGCGCAGCUGAACAGCGGAAUGUCGUUUGGUGAAAUUCCGUCGUGGUACACGGGCUAUAACAGAUCUUUCUGAAUUCCGGUUUGAACUAACUUAACGCCGGACGUUUCUGAGCAUUUCUAGGGACCACUCUAGCGUCUUUUCUUAAGGGAAGUAUUAAGGGAUCUUUAGAAUUGCUCAGAAACGCCCAAUUUGCGUCACCGUGGUCCGAACAUCUUGGGUGUUUUUCAGACACAUAUUCAGAAUCUACAUGAACAACUACACACAGUUGACCUGGUGAUUUGGUGACAACAGAAAAAAUUGAAAUUUGAAGGAAACGAACUCGGACCUUUGCAACGCGAACUGGACGCGCCCCGGACUGGAGGGGAAUUUCUAGUGGCCACUUUAGUAGCGUCAGCAAUCUUAAGUGACCCCUAGAAUCGACCAGAAACGUCCGGAGCACGUCCGUUUUGCGUUAACAAUGUCCGAGAAGGAAAAGGAUAUCAAAAAAAAGGGCCAUGUGUUAUUGCGCGUAGAGCAAUCUUACUGCAAACGCGAGAAAUUCAAAUCUUUUCUAUACAACUUUGGUUGAUCUUUUCUUCCAAUCUGGGAACUUUCAAAUAUCUUGAAGUAUACCUUUGAACGCGCAAUAAAAAGCUCUACGAAUUUAACUGAAACGCCAUUUUUUACGGCUUAAACCUAAGAGUUAGUACUGACUCGAGUUUAAAAAAGGGUUAGGGUGAAAAUGUAUGACCUUGAGGGGCUAAAACUCUUUUCACAAGAUUCCUGGGCGUUUUUAAAGCAUAUUUCCGGAAUCUGCAUGAAAAACUACAUCUAGUUGAGCUCGAAAAUAAAAUUUUGACUUUAUAAUAUUACCUAGUGAGAAGUUGCAUUCAUUUCUUCAGGUCCAAAAAUUCAAAAGCUGAAAAUCAUUUUUCAGACGUGAUGAAAGGACCGAAAGAAGAGAAAACGCUACACCAUAAUUCGAUUAUGGCGCCAGCUCCUGGCAACGUUCCAAAACCAAAUGAUCUAGUCAAUCUGCCCACUUUCCCUGUAGUCCAUUACAGUUAUGAUGUUCGUUUUUUUCGUUUUAUCGUUUUUAAUAUCAUUUAUUUUAAUGGUAGAGCUCAUUCUCUUCUAUAAAUUCAAUUUCCAGAGGAAGCACCCGAUCGAAACGGCGGCCAAGGCGGUGAAAAAGCAAAAGGACUCGCAAAAGCCAUCUUGA